AGUAAUGAUAGUACUUAAAGCCCAAGUGUCAUCCAUAUAAACAUUCUAAAAUAGAUAUUGCAACGAAAAAUACAUAUAACAUUAUUCACUUCAAUGUCUAUACGAAAAAAUAAAUGUGAGCGGAGAGCUCGUCAUCCAUGCGCAAAGUUGCAGAAGUGUCAUUCUACGAUAUCCAAAUGGUCGCCAUAUUGGGUGCAUCCUCUGUCCGUGACGUCACCCGGACAUUCGCCAAUGAAAACACGUGGUGCACCCUAACUAUAGGAGACAAACGCGGCCCUUCUGACACGGAACCUCUUUUCGAAAAGGAGAACGCCACACAACCGAGUGAAGUUACCAGGGCAAUAUUACACUUGUUUCGAGCCCUCUGGGCCAUAUUACACUAUUGUUCGAGCCAUAUUCAGAUGAUAUGCGAUCACGCCCAAACCGCAUCCCCGUCUGAUCCAUUUCCGCGGCGGAAAUGAGCCAUCGCGGAUGAGCCUGCCGGUGUGGUUUAUGACAGAGCCGAGCUGUCCUGCUUUAGGGUGGUGUUCACAGACACCACAGUACUGAGCAACACAGUCGAGCCGGGGCGCUUAAUGUGCGCACACUGCUGAAUGAGGCAUUCUCGGCUGGGUUCUUCAGAGCCGCCCCCGUUCCCAAAGCCCAACAUGCAGCCUUCGUAGAAGCAGUGACCGCCGAACGUGGCGCCUCAGCUGAUUUUCGAUGUGGUGGCAUAUAAUGGAGCCAAGCCGUGCUGCUUUUAGGGGUGUCUUGAAAAUGAUCAUCCCAGUGCGGUGCUUCACAUGUGGAAAGAUUGUGGGUAACAAGUGGGAAAUGUACCUUGGCCUCCUCCAGGCAGAGUACACUGAGGGUGAUGCACUUGACGCCCUGGGCCUGAAGCGAUAUUGCUGUCGAAGGAUGCUCCUGUCUCAUGUGGAUCUUAUUGAAAAGUUGUUGAAUUAUGCCCCGCUAGAAAAGUAAUCAAAAGUGUCCUCCUUGAACAAGAUUGUGGACUUUGGGUUCCUUUGGUUUAUUUUGAUGUAAAAGAACAAUUGUGCUGCAUUGACAUUACUUUUGAAUUUUAAAAUAAAGCUAUUAAAUGUCA
This is a messenger RNA of Syngnathoides biaculeatus (alligator pipefish), 1084 nucleotides long. RefSeq names its product RNA polymerase II, I and III subunit L (gene polr2l). Lineage: Eukaryota; Metazoa; Chordata; Actinopteri; Syngnathiformes; Syngnathidae. Gene Ontology annotation, biological process: tRNA transcription by RNA polymerase III; transcription by RNA polymerase I; transcription by RNA polymerase II. Bases 703 to 960 code for a protein of 85 amino acids. The transcript has 3 exons. The record is from RefSeq and is a predicted model, not a curated record. Gene Ontology annotation, cellular component: RNA polymerase I complex; RNA polymerase II, core complex; RNA polymerase III complex. Gene Ontology annotation, molecular function: zinc ion binding; DNA-directed RNA polymerase activity; DNA binding.